AUGGGUACUGCCGUGAGCAACAUUGCCGAGUCUUGUACGCCAAACACCACGCUGGACCUGUCGUUUGACGAAGCUUUUGCCGAGGAGCUUUCCUACACCAACGCCGAUCGAAUCAUUAUCACAAUAGUGAACCCAUGCAUUCUUGCCGUGGGUCUACUCGGCAAUCUAGCCUUCCUCUUCAUGAUGGUGCGUGUACGCCGCAUGUGGACCGUCACCAACAUCUACCUGACCAACCUGGCCAUUGCCGACACCUCUUUCCUGGUCAUCGCGGUGUCGGAGAAGAUUGCCCGGUACCGUGCCAGCCCCGUGUCAGGUGAUCAAGCCAUCAUGGGUCCCGGUGGCUGCAUCAGUGUCUAUGUCCUCUUAGACGUGGCGUACAGUGUCGGGCUCUGCCUGGUGACUCUAGUAACUGUGGAGAAGUACUAUGCCAUCUGUAGACCAAUCCAACACCGCUUGGUCGGCGGCAUGAAGCGCACUAAGAGAUUGGUGCUGGUUGUCUGGGUAAUCGCUUGGGUCUUCGGUCUGACCCUACUUCCCUGUUGGUCAAAUUUCGUGGGCUUCUGUACAACCUGGCCAGAAACCGAGGCAUUCUCUAACCAUCCGCAAGUCAUUGGAUUCUGCCAACCCGAAGCUGCUUGGCUGAUUGAUGUCCACAACGGUGUCCAGACGGUGCCUUUCUUUGUCUGUCUGAUCGUCAACGCCGUGCUUUACAUCCUCAUCAUCAAACGCCUCAACACCCGCGUCGGGGUGGUGAAUGACGACCACUCUACCGGGCAACAGAGGAAGAAUCUCCGGCAGAAAGUGCGCAACCAGGUGGCACGAAUGCUGAUCGUCAACGGUGUUCUCUACUUCACACUGAUGGCCCCUUUCCAGUGCACCUCCUUUGCAUUCGUCAUCAGCAACUCGACCGGGAAUUACGUCUUGGAACCGGAACAGGUCACAAAGCUUCAGUGGGUGAAUCGCACCUUGUUUUACCUGAACCCGGCCAUAAACCCGUACAUUUACUUUAUCACAAACCCCAAAUACCGCCAGGCUUACGUGCAGGCUUUCACCUUUCGCCGCCCAAAACGUCGGGCUCGCUCUGCCACCGUGAUGGAUGAAAUGUCAACUUACAUCCCGUAA
Patiria miniata (bat star) is the source of this 1122-nucleotide messenger RNA. Its product is annotated as growth hormone secretagogue receptor type 1-like. Gene Ontology annotation, cellular component: plasma membrane. The record is from RefSeq and is a predicted model, not a curated record. The coding region runs from base 1 to 1122 and encodes 373 amino acids. Gene Ontology annotation, biological process: G protein-coupled receptor signaling pathway. The transcript has a single exon. Gene Ontology annotation, molecular function: G protein-coupled receptor activity. NCBI's taxonomy places the organism in Eukaryota, Metazoa, Echinodermata, Asteroidea, Valvatida, Asterinidae.